AUGUGCACCAGUAAUUCCACUAAAAAGACUUACUGGACUGGGGUCCGAAAUAGAGUGCGCUCUGCAGGUGAGAGUGGUUGGAUUGUAAGAGAUGGAGGGCAUGCCUCUGCCAAUUGCUUUGGAGCCCUAGGUGAAACUGUUUGCUGGGAACUUGCCCCCCCUAUCGGUUAUUCAGAUGGUGGGGAGCUCAAGAUCAGGUUGGGAACAAAAGUUCAUAAAAAGAUAGAACAACUUAUUUUGGCCCAGUACCCAGAGCUCAACAAUCACCCUGUUGCUCUCCCUGAAAAUUGGGGUGAGCUAGCACUCAACCCCCAUACUGAGUCUGAGUCGCUUCUACAAAUGGUCUUUGCCUUACUAAAUCAAACAACUCCCUCCCUUGCAGAGGAUUGCUGGCUUUGCCUCCAAUCUGGACCUCCUUGGCUGCUUGCAGUGGUCUUUAAUGAUGCAAUUACAGAUGCCCCUGCUACUAUAAAAGAUUGCUUGGCCACAUUUCCCAUCCAUGUCCAGCUCCUCCCAAUGUCACUUUCUGGGGCUUGCAUUUGGACCCCGCCUACUACUGAUAAAUCCAGUAUAGAUGUGGGCUACAUUGAUCCGUCUUUCUGUAAAUCAAAUACAACCAAAUCUAAUACUCAACGCUACCCACCUUCUGGAAUGGUCUUUGUCUGUGGAGGUGGGAUGGAAUAUGACUUCCUGCCCACCAAAUGGACAGGCCUUUGUGCCCCAGCCACCUUGAUUCCUGGUGUGGAUAUUAUUCCCGGGGAGGAGGCUCUUCCUCUGCCCUCUUUUGAUUACUUUGCCAGGAGACCAAAGAGGGCCAUACAGACGAUUACUUUACUUGUUGGCUUGGGAAUAUCUGCAGGUAUGGGCACUGGGGCUGCAGGGCUAGGCAUGGCAUUUGAGCUCCACAGACAGCUCUCUGUCCAAUUGGUUAGUGACAUAAAGGCUGUAUCUAGUACUAUCCUUGAUCUCCAGAAGCAGCUUGAUUCCCUGGAUAAUGUAGUCUUACAGAACCGAAGGGGAUUAGACAUAUUAACAGCUGAAAAGGGAGGCAUAUACUUGUUUUUACAGGAAAAGUGCGAUUUUUAUGUCAAUAGAUCAGGAAUCAUUCAGGACAAGAUCAAAAGGCUUCAGGAGGACUUGGGGAGGAGAUGGCAGGACCUCCUGCACAACCUGCUGUGGACUGGCUUAAAUGGCUUCUUACCCUAUAUCAUCCCCUGCUUGCGCCUCCUCCUCCUCCUUAUCCUCACUAUUGGGCCCUGA
Mesocricetus auratus (golden hamster) is the source of this 1260-nucleotide messenger RNA. RefSeq names its product syncytin-1-like. NCBI's taxonomy places the organism in Eukaryota, Metazoa, Chordata, Mammalia, Rodentia, Cricetidae. The record is from RefSeq and is a predicted model, not a curated record. Bases 1 to 1260 code for a protein of 419 amino acids. The transcript has a single exon.